AGGGCUCGAUAACGCCCGGGGAUAUGUGAUCUCGCCCCUCCCCGCCGCCGGCUCGCAGAAUAAAACGCUGAUCUCAUGCCCUGCGCGGCCGGAGCCCUUGGCUCAGCACCGGGGCUCGCACCCAGGCAGGCUCCACCACCCCAGCCAGCGGCCAGGCCGCCCCCCGGCCCCCCACCAUGACGUCCUACCGGCAGGAGCUGGAGAAGUACCGGGACAUCGACGAGGACAAGAUCCUGCGGGAGCUGUCGGCCGAGGAGCUGGCGCAGCUGGACGUGGAGCUGCUGGAGAUGGACCCCGAGAACGUGCUGCUGCCGGCGGGGCUGCGGCAGCGGGACCAGACGCAGAAGAGCCCGACGGGGCCGCUGGACCGGGAGGCCCUGCUGCAGCACCUGGAGAAACAGGCGCUGGAGGCCGGCGAGCGCGACGACCUGGUGCCCUUCACCGGCGAGAAGAAAGGGAAGCCCUUCGUGCCCAAGAACCCGACGCGGGAGAUCCCGCGGGAGGAGCAGAUCACGCUGGAGCCCGAGCUGGAGGAGGCGCUGGCCAACGCCACCGAGGCCGAGAUGUGCGACAUCGCCGCCAUCCUGGGCAUGUACACGCUGAUGAGCAACAAGCAGUACUACGACGCGAUCUGCAGCGGGACCAUCUCCAACACGGAGGGCAUCAACAGCGUGGUGAAGCCCGACACGUACAAGCCGGUGCCGGAUGAGCCCCCGAAUCCCACCAACGUGGAGGAGACGCUGCGGCAGAUCCAGGCCAACGACGGGGCUCUGGAGGACGUCAACCUCAACAACAUCAAGGACAUUCCCAUCGCCACGCUGAAGGCCAUCUGCGAGGCCAUGAAAACCAACACCCACGUCAAGAAGCUCAGCCUGGUAGCCACCCGCAGCAACGACCCCGUGGCCAGCGCCGUGGCCGAGAUGCUGAUGGAGAACAAGACCCUGCAGAGCCUCAACAUCGAAUCCAACUUCAUCACGAGCGCCGGCAUGAUGAGCAUCAUCAAGGCCAUGUACCAAAACACCACCCUGAGCGAGCUCAAGGUGGACAACCAGUGCCAGCGACUGGGCGACACGGUGGAGAUGGAGAUGGCCACCAUGCUGGAGCAGUGCCAUUCCGUCGUGCGCUUCGGCUACCACUUCACGCAGCAAGGUCCCCGCGCCCGCGCCGCCAUCGCCAUCACCAACAACAACGAGCUCCGUCGCAAGCAGAAGAAAACCUAACGGCCGCCCCGGCACAAACGAGCUCCAGCUCCCUGGGGCCGCUGUAAAUAAAGAGGACGGAGAGUC
Grus americana (Whooping crane) is the source of this 1286-nucleotide messenger RNA. It is a transcript of the gene TMOD4, whose product is annotated as tropomodulin 4. The record is from RefSeq and is a predicted model, not a curated record. Lineage: Eukaryota; Metazoa; Chordata; Aves; Gruiformes; Gruidae. Gene Ontology annotation, molecular function: tropomyosin binding. Gene Ontology annotation, cellular component: striated muscle thin filament; myofibril. Gene Ontology annotation, biological process: muscle contraction; pointed-end actin filament capping; myofibril assembly. The coding region runs from base 177 to 1220 and encodes 347 amino acids. The transcript has 10 exons.